Amphimedon queenslandica is the source of this 1484-nucleotide messenger RNA. RefSeq names its product ceramide glucosyltransferase-B-like. Gene Ontology annotation, biological process: glucosylceramide biosynthetic process. Bases 102 to 1325 code for a protein of 407 amino acids. The record is from RefSeq and is a predicted model, not a curated record. Lineage: Eukaryota; Metazoa; Porifera; Demospongiae; Haplosclerida; Niphatidae. Gene Ontology annotation, molecular function: ceramide glucosyltransferase activity. Gene Ontology annotation, cellular component: membrane. The transcript is spliced from 9 exons.
AAAGGUGUGGCUAAUUAAGCACAAAUAAGUGAAAUAACCAGUGACUGGAAUAAAUUUUUUCAAGAGUUUUCAUUUUAAUGAAAAAAGGAGUACAGGUCUAGAUGUCUCUCCCUUUCAAUGCCACAGGCUCCCCUCCUUCCCCUGUCAUUGCAGAAGAUCCUUCUCUCGUCCCUGGAUCCCUCCACUGGCUAAUCUCAAAGAUCCCCCUGGUCAUCUCACUGAUUGUCCUCUUAUACUAUGUUGUAUACAUGAGUGUACACGUACUGGCCAUUAGCUAUGCGUAUUUUAAGUUACAUUCCUGGAAGCCAAAACAUCAUUUAGUGAAGCCUGAUUCUCUUCCUGGAGUUACUGUCAUUAAACCAAUCAUUGGUGUUGAUAGAAAUAUGAGGGAUAAUCUUGAAAGCUUCUUCAAACUCUCUUACCCAAAGUUUGAGUUGUUCCUGUGUUUGGCGGAGAGUAAGGCCACGCCUCCACCCAGUCUACCGAUAAUAGAAGAACUGAGAGAAUUAUAUCCACAUGUACCAGUCCAGCUGUUUAUGGGUAAGGGAGAGAGAGAGAGAGAGAGAGAGAGAGAGAGAGAGAGCAGGUGUCUCUCUCUCUCUCUCUUUAUUCAGCUGCCGUAUGUUUCUCCGAAUUCAAUGGAAACUUUUGCUGAUUUUCUUGAUAAGGUGUAUUUUGGCACCCAGCACUCAAGAGUGUAUUUAUGGGCUAAUCUGAUUCGUCGGAACUGUGCCACUGGGAUGUCGUGGGUGAUAAAGAAAUCAGCCAUUGAACAGGAGGGAGGGAUCAAAGUCUUCUCUGAGUAUCUAGCUGAAGAUUAUUUCAUAGGGAAAGCACUGUGGACAAGAGGUUGGACUUUGGCUCUUAGCUCUUUGCCUGCUCUUCAGAAUCCUGGUUCCCGUUCCCUGUCACUGUUUAAGAACCGAGUUAUUAGGUGGGGUAGGUUAAGAGCCACUAUGAUGCCCCUCCCAGUUUUAUUUGAGCCGUUCACCGAGUGCUUUGUGCUAGGGUUUGUUGGUUCAUGUGUUAUACAUUAUCUCAUUAACUCUACUCCUUAUCAACACGUACUACUGGUCUCUGGCCUUCAUAGAUUCAUAUUUAUAUUCAUAUGUCACACACUGAUCUGGUUAUUGUGUGAUCUGUUACUGAUACGAGUGAUUGAGAAUGGUCCUGUUACUUCAUUAUGGAAGGUCCUGAUUGUCUGGAUACUAAGAGAACUAUGGGCUCUACCUCUUUUCAUCACUAGCUCCUGCAGCAGAGAAAUAACAUGGAGGGGAGUUAGGUUUCAACUUCACUUUGGAGGGAAAGCAACUAAAAUUGACUGACUAUUAUUAUUAUUAUUAUUAUUAUUAUUAUUAUUGUUGUUGUUGAUAAAUUCACUGCUACACAUGUUUAAUACUACAAUCAUCUAUUUGUAUUUUAUGCUAUUUUUGUACUAUUUUAUUGUCAGAUCAAAGAUUAUUCUUAUUGCCAUCUUUUACACA